Protomyces lactucae-debilis is the source of this 1292-nucleotide messenger RNA. RefSeq names its product JAB1/Mov34/MPN/PAD-1 ubiquitin protease-domain-containing protein. The transcript has a single exon. Bases 65 to 931 code for a protein of 288 amino acids. Gene Ontology annotation, cellular component: eukaryotic translation initiation factor 3 complex, eIF3m. The record is from RefSeq and is a predicted model, not a curated record. Gene Ontology annotation, biological process: translational initiation. Gene Ontology annotation, molecular function: translation initiation factor binding; metallopeptidase activity; translation initiation factor activity. Lineage: Eukaryota; Fungi; Ascomycota; Taphrinomycetes; Taphrinales; Protomycetaceae.
AGCAGACCACAGCAAGGAUACAGCCAGUGUCAGUGUCAGCUACAGCUACAGCCAGAGGCAAGCCAUGUCUCGCGCUAAUCCAGCCGUCACCGUCCUCCCAGUCGUUCUCUUCUCCAUCCUCGACCACUCUCUACGCAGGCAUGACGACCAAGAGCGCGUCAUUGGUACCCUCCUAGGAGAACGCAGUCCAGACGGCACACAGGUCGAGAUUAAAGCUUCCUUUGCCGUACCACACGGUGAAUCCAGCGAUGGUGUCGAAGUGGACAUGGAGUAUCAUAAGCAGAUGCUUGCUCUCCACCUCAAGGCGAAUCCUCGCGAAGUACUCGUGGGCUGGUAUGCUUCAACACUAGAGCUCAAUGCCUUUUCCGCACUCAUCCAAAACUUUUACGGCAGUGCAGGUGAUGGUACUGCACCCUUCCCUGCGAUUCAUUUGACCAUGGCAGCAGAUCCUGCGCAAGGGAUGCAAGUCAAGACAUACGUGUCGAGUAGUGUUGGCGUGACGCCUGAACGCGUUGAGAAUUCUUGCCUGUUUGUGCCCAUCUCACAUACCGUCACCUAUGGCGAGCAAGGUGAUCGCAGUGCAGUCGAUGCAAUUGCUGCCGCUACACACACGGACUCGCGUAAAGCACAGAUCCCGACGACGUUGACGAUGUUGCGGAAUGCGCUGAAUGAUACACUCGAUAUGAUUGCGCGUGUUCAGCAAUACGUCGGGAAUGUCGUCAAGGAUGAAGCGGCGAUGCGGACACCAGAGAACCAAGCUAUUGGUCGUUUCCUGAUGGAUGCGCUGAGUGUGAGGCCGUCGCUGGACCCGGAAGCGAUUGAGAAGAUGUUCAAUUCCUUGCUGCAGGAUGUGCUCAUGGUCAGCUACCUGGCGCGGACUGUCAGGGAGCAGAUUGAGAUUAGCACCCAGCUGGCCCUUGUUGCCCAGUAGCGUAAGAGAUAGAAAUGAUGCCUGUCUUCACCCUGCUGCGCUGUAUGACAAUGUAUGUGACUGUUGUGUUUCCCUCUACAACGCGACCUGACAGCUGAGGACUGACAAAGGACAAGGACUACUACACCUCUGGCCACCUCUGGAGAGACGCGGAUCACGCUAGACAUGUCUUCAGACCUGCGCAAGAGACAGACAAAGAAAGAUGAAGUCAUCCGACAAAAGAUGGAGAAGGAUCUAGCAAAGAAGCGCCCAACAGCAGCGCGCUCACGGACAGCAUCGCGUAAAGCAACACCAGGAACUGUCUCCAGUCUCAAGCCGACACCGCCCAUGACGGUACCUGCAGAUAUGACUGUUCAUGAAG